GGCUUCGGAAUGACUGAACAUCGCUUCAUGUCCCUAACCUUCCAGCGGGCGAUCCACUUGAGGAUCGCGAUCAUUGUGGUGACAGGUAUAGCAGGUCUGACGGCCAUGGUGUUCUUCGCGAAAGGCCUGAAGACGCUUCCAGACUCCAUGUGUCCUCUCUACGCCAACCUCACCGUGCACAGUGGCAAAAGUCACAGCAAGGCCAUGUUAUAUCUCAACACCGAGAUCAGCGACUGGGGUCAGGUCUCCGUCUGCCAGUUUGUCAUCUAUCUCUACGUCUAUGUCUUCAUCAUCUCUCACAUCUGGCUAUGGAUCAUUCUAGGGUCGGACCUGAGAGAUAACUAUCAUGAAUCUACCGCAACUCUCAAGGAUGUUGCUAUGGCAAAGAAAACACGUGACUUGAAGUCGACCCAUCCAUCUGCACAUAGUAUGACACUCAUCUCCUCCCACUUCUACGACAGACGAGGUCCCUUGUUUGUCCUGCCUUUCCUGGCUAUUCACAUUAUACUUCUGGUUGCCUGCACCAUCAGCCUCAUUUUACUUACCAACGGUCUUUCAACCUUGUGCGAUAAUCUGAGGAGGAACUCACAUGAAAAUGUGACUUGCCUGGACCUGCAGUCCCUGGAGUUGACGAUGGCCAGAACUCUAACCAACAUACCUUUCUUUUACUCCUCAAUCGUCAAAGGGACGACAUUUGCGUGGGUCACCCUGCUGUGCCUGACAGCUCAGAUAAUUGUCACCUUGGCACAAGUUCAGGUCUCUCUCAACUACGACUCCCCGGCCAUCUCCAUGUCCCCUGCUUUGUCCAAGCCUGGACUGUCCCCAGCGAGGACACCGCCUCCUUCACCAGCCAGGAGUCUGUCGUCCAUCUCUAUGUCUUUUGUUUCACCGUCGAAGAUGUCAUCGGCCUCGUUAUCGCCUUCGACGGAGGCUGAUCUUCAUCUCUUAGAAACGGACAAAGAGGAGACAGAGUCCAGCAACAUCAUCAACUAG
Pomacea canaliculata is the source of this 993-nucleotide messenger RNA. RefSeq lists its product as uncharacterized. The coding region runs from base 10 to 993 and encodes 327 amino acids. NCBI's taxonomy places the organism in Eukaryota, Metazoa, Mollusca, Gastropoda, Architaenioglossa, Ampullariidae. The transcript has 6 exons. The record is from RefSeq and is a predicted model, not a curated record.